AUGUCCGAGGAAUACAAAUCCCCCCUCAACGCUCACGGCAUUAGAUGCUUCAAUUCAGCCGGCAUGGGCACAAAGCUUUCAUCCCUCUUGCACAUUUCCUCCGCAGUCGUUCUUCCGCCAAAUACCCGCCAGGUCGUGACAUCUGGUCAGACCGGCAUGCGCGAAGACCUCAGCUACCCGUCUUCGCUAGUCGAGCAGUUUGACCUAGCCUUCGCAAAUGUGGAGGCAUCUCUCGCUGCCGCCGGUGUGCAGGAUGGGUUUUAUGCUGUUUACCAGAUGACAUCGUAUCAUGUUGGGGGUUUGAGUGGUGGUGAGGUGGACGAGGCUAUGGAGUUCGUGGUACAGAAGUACUUCGGCAAAAAUCGGCCUGCUUGGACUGGGGUUGGGGUGACCGAGCUAUAUGGAGAAGCGAAGGUUGAAAUUACAGCCUAUGCUACGCUGGUGGAUUGA
Molecule: messenger RNA, 450 nt
Organism: Penicillium soppii
Lineage: Eukaryota; Fungi; Ascomycota; Eurotiomycetes; Eurotiales; Aspergillaceae
Exons: 1
Coding region: 1-450 (149 amino acids)
Cellular component (GO): cytosol
Molecular function (GO): deaminase activity
Source: RefSeq, a predicted model, not a curated record